GCUGCUGCUGUGAUCCAGGACCAGGGCGCACCGGCUCAGCCUCUCACUUGUCAGAGGCCGGGGAAGAGAAGCAAAGCGCAACGGUGUGGUCCAAGCCGGGGCUUCUGCUUCGCCUCUAGGACAUACACGGGACCCCCUAACUUCAGUCCCCCAAACGCGCACCCUCGAAGUCUUGAACUCCAGCCCCGCACAUCCACGCGCGGCACAGGCGCGGCAGGCGGCAGGUCCCGGCCGAAGGCGAUGCGCGCAGGGGGUCGGGCAGCUGGGCUCGGGCGGCGGGAGUAGGGCCCGGCAGGGAGGCAGGGAGGCUGCAGAGUCAGAGUCGCGGGCUGCGCCCUGGGCAGAGGCCGCCCUCGCUCCACGCAACACCUGCUGCUGCCACCGCGCCGCGAUGAGCCGCGUGGUCUCGCUGCUGCUGGGCGCCGCGCUGCUCUGCGGCCACGGAGCCUUCUGCCGCCGCGUGGUCAGCGGCCAAAAGGUGUGUUUUGCUGACUUCAAGCAUCCCUGCUACAAAAUGGCCUACUUCCAUGAACUGUCCAGCCGAGUGAGCUUUCAGGAGGCACGCCUGGCUUGUGAGAGUGAGGGAGGAGUCCUCCUCAGCCUUGAGAAUGAAGCAGAACAGAAGUUAAUAGAGAGCAUGUUGCAAAACCUGACAAAACCCGGGACAGGGAUUUCUGAUGGUGAUUUCUGGAUAGGGCUUUGGAGGAAUGGAGAUGGGCAAACAUCUGGUGCCUGCCCAGAUCUCUACCAGUGGUCUGAUGGAAGCAAUUCCCAGUACCGAAACUGGUACACAGAUGAACCUUCCUGCGGAAGUGAAAAGUGUGUUGUGAUGUAUCACCAACCAACUGCCAAUCCUGGCCUUGGGGGUCCCUACCUUUACCAGUGGAAUGAUGACAGGUGUAACAUGAAGCACAAUUAUAUUUGCAAGUAUGAACCAGAGAUUAAUCCAACAGCCCCUGUAGAAAAGCCUUAUCUUACAAAUCAACCAGGAGACACCCAUCAGAAUGUGGUUGUUACUGAAGCAGGUAUAAUUCCCAAUCUAAUUUAUGUUGUUAUACCAACAAUACCCCUGCUCUUACUGAUACUGGUUGCUUUUGGAACCUGUUGUUUCCAGAUGCUGCAUAAAAGUAAAGGAAGAACAAAAACUAGUCCAAACCAGUCUACACUGUGGAUUUCAAAGAGUACCAGAAAAGAAAGUGGCAUGGAAGUAUAAUAACUCAUUGACUUGGUUCCAGAAUUUUGUAAUUCUGGAUCUGUAUAAGGAAUGGCAUCAGAACAAUAGCUUGGAAUGGCUUGAAAUCACAAAGGAUCUGCAAGAUGAACUGUAAGCUCCCCCUUGAGGCAAAUAUUAAAGUAAUUUUUAUAUGUCUAUUAUUUCAUUUAAAGAAUAUGCUGUGCUAAUAAUGGAGUGAGACAUGCUUAUUUUGCUAAAGGAUGCACCCAAACUUCAAACUUCAAGCAAAUGAAAUGGACAAUGCAGAUAAAGUUGUUAUCAACACGUCGGGAGUAUGUGUGUUAGAAGCAAUUCCUUUUAUUUCUUUCACCUUUCAUAAGUUGUUAUCUAGUCAAUGUAAUGUAUAUUGUAUUGAAAUUUACAGUGUGCAAAAGUAUUUUACCUUUGCAUAAGUGUUUGAUAAAAAUGAACUGUUCUAAUAUUUAUUUUUAUGGCAUCUCAUUUUUCAAUACAUGCUCUUUUGAUUAAAGAAACUUAUUACUGUUGUCAACUGAAUUCACACACACACAAAUAUAGUACCAUAGAAAAAGUUUGUUUUCUCGAAAUAAUUCAUCUUUCAGCUUCUCUGCUUUUGGUCAAUGUCUAGGAAAUCUCUUCAGAAAUAAGAAGCUAUUUCAUUAAGUGUGAUAUAAACCUCCUCAAACAUUUUACUUAGAGGCAAGGAUUGUCUAAUUUCAAUUGUGCAAGACAUGUGCCUUAUAAUUAUUUUUAGCUUAAAAUUAAACAGAUUUUGUAAUAAUGUAACUUUGUUAAUAGGUGCAUAAACACUAAUGCAGUCAAUUUGAACAAAAGAAGUGACAUACACAAUAUAAAUCAUAUGUCUUCACACGUUGCCUAUAUAAUGAGAAGCAGCUCUCUGAGGGUUCUGAAAUCAAUGUGGUCCCUCUCUUGCCCACUAAACAAAGAUGGUUGUUCGGGGUUUGGGAUUGACACUGGAGGCAGAUAGUUGCAAAGUUAGUCUAAGGUUUCCCUAGCUGUAUUUAGCCUCUGACUAUAUUAGUAUACAAAGAGGUCAUGUGGUUGAGACCAGGUGAAUAGUCACUAUCAGUGUGGAGACAAGCACAGCACACAGACAUUUUAGGAAGGAAAGGAACUACGAAAUCGUGUGAAAAUGGGUUGGAACCCAUCAGUGAUCGCAUAUUCAUUGAUGAGGGUUUGCUUGAGAUAGAAAAUGGUGGCUCCUUUCUGUCUUAUCUCCUAGUUUCUUCAAUGCUUACGCCUUGUUCUUCUCAAGAGAAAGUUGUAACUCUCUGGUCUUCAUAUGUCCCUGUGCUCCUUUUAACCAAAUAAAGAGUUCUUGUUUCUGAAGAA
Homo sapiens (human) is the source of this 2545-nucleotide messenger RNA. RefSeq names its product chondrolectin (gene CHODL). NCBI's taxonomy places the organism in Eukaryota, Metazoa, Chordata, Mammalia, Primates, Hominidae. The coding region runs from base 392 to 1213 and encodes 273 amino acids. The record is from RefSeq and is marked reviewed. The transcript has 6 exons. Gene Ontology annotation, cellular component: membrane; cytoplasm; endoplasmic reticulum.